Molecule: messenger RNA, 384 nt
Organism: Auxenochlorella protothecoides
Lineage: Eukaryota; Viridiplantae; Chlorophyta; Trebouxiophyceae; Chlorellales; Chlorellaceae
Exons: 3
Coding region: 1-384 (127 amino acids)
Molecular function (GO): nucleotide binding
Source: RefSeq, a predicted model, not a curated record
AUGUCGUGUCAGGAUCGGCUUGUAAUUGCUUCAAGUGGCACGGUGCGCCUCCAGGUGCUCAUUAAGGCACGAUUCAAAUACUACUGCAGAAUCGAGCACGACGGUGGCCUGCUGAGCAACGUUGAGGUCUUGCACGUACUAAGGGAUCGCGAAGCCGAUAAGCAAGCUGUUAUCAGCAAGGCUCUACCCUCCGAGAUCAAGGUCUACCUGAACCUCUUGCAGCAGACGCCCACGAACAAGUCUGUGGAGGAGCUCAAGCCGUUCUUGGCAGCCGUCAAGUGCAUCCCCGAGUGCGACCAGCGCUUCCCUGAGGAGGCCCAGGACCGCCUGCUCCGGCUCGUGGCCGAGCACCUCCUCCAGAGCAGGAGCGGCAAGGGAGCCUGA